UCUUUCUCUCUCACUCAUCUUCUUUACUCUCUCUCUCUGUCUUUCUCUCUCUACAGACACCGACUGGAGAUGGCGUCGAUCUUUCGAGACCGGUCACUCGGACUCGGCCAUUCUAAAAGAAAUUCAUUUUCUUCCGCCACCACCGCCACGGCCGCCAACGUGUCACCGUCCUCCGCCACCUCCAGCUUCGCUGCACCCAUAACUUCUUUCCCAGAUGCACUCCCUUGCCCCUUCGGGGACGUUACUCUCUCCGCUACCGACCUACGCGCUUCCGCUUAUGAGAUCUUCCUCGCAUCCACCCGCUCAUCCUCUUCCAAACCCCUCACCUACACUUCCAACAGUUUGAGCAACAAUAACAGUUUUAGUUGCGGCGAUGGUAAUUCCUCGUUGAGUAAUGGUAAUAAUUCGAAUAAUUCGUCUUCGUCAUUGCAGAGGUCAUUGACAUCGACAGCGGCAUCGAAGAUGAAAAAGGCGUUGGGGCUGAGAUCCAGCUCGAAGCGGGGAUCUGAUGGCGGCAGUCCGCAAAGUUCCGGUUCGGGAGGGAAAACUAAGAAGCCAGUGACUAUAGGGGAGCUAAUGAGAGUCCAGAUGCGGGUUUCUGACGCCAUGGAUUCGAGGAUUCGAAGAGGUUUAUUGAGGAUUUCUGCUGGGCAGGUUGGGAGAAGAAUAGAGUCCAUGGUUCUUCCACUAGAGCUAUUACAACAAUUCAAAUCUUCAGAUUUUACUGAUCAAGAAGAAUAUCAAGCAUGGCAGAAGAGAAACCUUAAAAUGCUCGAGGCUGGACUCCUUUUACAUCCACACAUGCCACUAGAUAAGGUCAAUACUGUUGGUCAACGACUUCGCCAAAUUAUUCAAUCAGCAUUAGAGAGGCCAUUGGAAACUGGGAGGAACAACGAAUCAAUGCAAGUCCUUCGCACUACAGUAAUGGCACUUGCUAGCAGAUCAUCUGAUGGAUCUCUGUUGGAGUCCUGCCAUUGGGCAGAUGGUAUCCCAUUGAAUCUCCGGCUCUAUGAAAUGCUUCUAGAAGCUUGCUUUGAUAUUAAUGAUGAAACUUCCAUUAUAGAUGAAGUUGAUGAGCUUAUGGAACUCAUUAAGAAAACUUGGGGGAUCCUAGGACUGAAUCAAAUGCUACACAAUCUUUGCUUUACAUGGGUUCUGUUCAACCGAUAUGUUGCUACUGGGCAGGUUGAAAACGAUCUGCUAGAUGCUGCUGACAAUCAGCUUGCUGAAGUUGCAAAAGAUGCAAAGGUGACGAAGGAUCCUGUUUACUCUAAGAUCUUGAGCUCAACAUUGACUGCCAUUUUGGGUUGGGCUGAGAAAAGGCUCCUGGCAUAUCAUGAAACUUUUGAUAGUGGAAAAAUUGAUUCCAUGCAAAGCAUUGUUUCUAUUGGGGUAUCAGCUGCCAAAAUCUUAGUUGAAGAUAUAUCGAAUGAGUAUCGUCGAAGAAGAAAAAAUGAAACUGAUGUGGUACGCAGCAGGAUUGAAACUUACAUCAGGUCUUCACUCCGCACUGCAUUUGCUCAGAGAAUGGAGAAAGCAGAUUCAAGCAGAAGAUCAUCAAGGAAUCAGCUGAAUUCCCUUCCUGUCCUUGCUAUCCUUGCAAAGGAUGUUGGGGAUCUUGCAAUGAAAGAAAAUGAUAUAUUCAGUCCUAUCUUGAAGAGAUGGCACCCUUUUGCAGCAGGUGUUGCUGUUGCCACACUACAUGCUUGCUAUGGGAAUGAGCUGAAGCAAUUUAUUGCAGGUAUAACAGAGCUGACACCAGAUGCUGUACAAAUACUGAGAGCUGCUGACAAAUUGGAAAAAGAUCUUGUCAAUAUUGCUGUUGAAGAUUCAGUGGAUAGUGAUGAUGGUGGGAAGGCCAUCAUUCGUGAGAUGCCUCCUUAUGAAGCUGAAGGUGCAAUAGCCAACAUGGUUAAAGUUUGGAUAAAGACGAGAAUAGACAGGCUGAAGGAAUGGGUUGAAAGAACUCUUCAACAAGAGGUUUGGAGCCCACAAGCUGAUCAAGAAGGAUGUGCACCUUCAGCUAUCGAGGUUUUACGACUAGUUGACGAAACUUUGGAUGCAUACUUUCAGCUGCCAAUACCACUUCAUCCAGCAUUACUCCCUGACUUGAUGACCGGUCUGGAUAAAUGUCUUCAAUUUUAUGUAACUAAGGCAAAGUCUGGCUGUGGAUCAAGGAACACUUAUAUUCCCACCAUGCCAGCAUUAACAAGGUGUACCGUGGGGACAAAAUUUCAAUGGAAGAAGAAAGAAAAAGCAGUGAAUUCCCACAGAAGGAAUCCUCAGGUUGCUACAAUGAAUGGAGAUAGCUCUUUUGGGGUACCACAGGCAUGUGUGCGGAUAAAUACUUUGCACAAAAUACGGAUGGAGUUGGAGGUUGUUGAGAAACGAAUAAUAACUCUAUUACGGAAUUCUGAAUCUGCCCAAGUAGAAGACUUUUCGAAUGGUUUAGGAAAAAAGUUUGAGCUUACACCAGCUGCUUGUGUCGAAGCUAUCCAACAACUCUGCGAGGCGGUUGCCUAUAAAAUUGUCUUCCAUGAUCUUAGUCAUGCUCUAUGGGAUAGUUUGUAUGUUGGCGAGCUUUCUUCUUCUAGAAUUGAACCUUUCCUCCAGGACCUCGAGCGGAAUCUUACAGUUAUCUCUGAUACCAUUCAUGAAAGAGUUCGUACACGUAUCAUUGCUGACAUAAUGAGAGCCUCCUUUGAUGGUUUCUUGUUCGUUUUGCUUGCUGGAGGGCCCUUGCGUGCAUUUUCUCGCCAAGACUCGCAGAUUAUAGAGGACGACUUCAAGUCCCUCAAGGAUCUAUUCUGGGCAAACGGCGAUGGGUUGCCUGCUGAUGUGAUUGAUAAUUUCUCGUCCACAGCAAGAGACGUUCUUCCACUCUUUCGUACAGAUACAGAGAGCCUCAUUGAGCGAUUCAGACGCUUGACUUUGGAAACAUAUGGCUCUUCUGCAAAAUCUCGACUCCCGUUACCCCCAACCUCUGGGCGGUGGAAUCCGACUGAACCAAACACACUGUUGCGAGUUCUGUGUUAUAGGCACGACGAAGCUGCUUCAAAGUUUCUUAAGAAGGCUUAUAACCUGCCAAAGAAGCUGUAAAAACUCGAGAUGUGAUGCCAAAUGAUGAGAGGGGAUUCACUUCCAGACGAGAGUGAACCUUCUCAUCGUCCGGUUGGUAUUAGCUGCAACCUUUAGCCUGAGCUUAACCUACUUGGAGAACCAUAGGCAGUGCCAUUUUUGUACAGUAAAUUUUGUGAAGGUUUUGGUAUGUUGAUUCCAUCUCUUGCAUUUGCUAGUACGGCAAUUUGUGGAACAUCUGAAGGAAGGCUUGCUUGCAAAGGAAUGAUGGGAUAUGUCGUAUUAUU
This is a messenger RNA of Olea europaea var. sylvestris, 3365 nucleotides long. RefSeq lists its product as uncharacterized. The transcript has 5 exons. Lineage: Eukaryota; Viridiplantae; Streptophyta; Magnoliopsida; Lamiales; Oleaceae. The record is from RefSeq and is a predicted model, not a curated record. The coding region runs from base 70 to 3099 and encodes 1009 amino acids.